AUGACAGACAUAUUGGUGGACGCGUUGCCGUACAUAGAUAUGGGUUUCGAGGAGCCGGGCGUUCGUGAGGCGGUGCUGGAGAUGGUGUCGGAAGAGACGCGAAGAUAUAAGCCGACGAAGAACUAUUUGGACCACUUGUCGGACCUGAAUCUGCGGGCCUUCGAGACGGAUCUGAUGCGCACAGAAGUGGACAGACUUCACAACCGGCAACCGAUGGACAUGUUGUCGAUGAAGAGGUACGAACUGCCGGGUCCUGCGGCCGGCAAACUCUCGGACCUGUCCGCGUGGACUGAGUCUGUGGCCAACUCUAUGGCACAACUGCAACACCAGUCGAUCAGAAUCGACAACUUGGAGCUCAUGCAGAGGUUGGGCGCCGAGGGGUGGAAGCAAUACAACCACGCGUUGAGCCAAAUGCAGGCCAACGCACAGAAAGAGUUACUCGAACUCAGGAAACAAAUACAAGAAGUGAAUUGGUUUCGGAAGAGCUCGCAGACGGCCGCCGGCGACCAGAUCAAGCACUUGGAGUCCGAGUGGGUGUCACUCGUCACCAAGAACUACGAGAUCGAGCGCCAGUGUCUGCAACUGGAGGUCGAGAUAUCGGAGUUGGACCGCAAACUACAGGACAAACACAGCGAACCCGCGCCUCAAGAAGAUAGUGAACAAAGUGGUGCCAAAGAGGACUGA
This is a messenger RNA of Oppiella nova, 684 nucleotides long. Lineage: Eukaryota; Metazoa; Arthropoda; Arachnida; Sarcoptiformes; Oppiidae. The record is from the annotation of a GenBank genome assembly.